CCAAGCCCUUAUCAUUCCUCUCUCGGACUUUUACUGGAAAAUUUUCAACUAUUUUAUACAAUUGUUGCGUCAGUUGAGAGCAAUUCAAAGGAUCGAAGACAAUGGCUUUUCAGAUUGCGAGAAGACUCCUACGUAGCCGCGCUAGUUCGUCGAUUAGGUAUUUGGAUCGGAGCUUCAGUUCGGAGUCCAAUUCGAAUUUGAUCCGCGCUACUCUUUUCCCCGGCGAUGGUAUUGGCCCUGAGAUCGCCGACUCCGUCAGACAGAUUUUCAAGACUGCUGAGGUACCAAUUGAAUGGGAAGAACACUAUGUAGGGAAGGAGAUAGACCCUAGAACCAAUAGUUUUCUGACAUGGGAGAGUCUUGAAUCAGUGAGAAGAAAUAAGGUUGGUUUGAAAGGGCCAAUGGCUACACCUAUCGGGAAAGGUCAUCGUUCCUUGAACCUUACAUUGAGGAAGGAGUUAAAUCUGUAUGCCAAUGUUAGACCUUGCUACAGCCUACCUGGAUACAAGACUCGCUAUGAUGAUGUCAAUCUCAUCACUAUCAGGGAAAACACUGAAGGAGAGUACAGUGGUCUGGAACAUCAAGUCGUAAGGGGUGUGGUUGAAAGUCUCAAGAUCAUCACUCGUCAAGCAAGCUUAAGGGUUGCAGAGUACGCGUUUCACUAUGCCAAGGCUCAUGGAAGAGAGAGAGUGUCUGCAAUUCACAAAGCUAACAUCAUGCAAAAGACUGAUGGUCUUUUCCUUAAGUGUUGCCGAGAGGUAGCAGAGAAGUACCCUGAGAUAAAGUAUGAGGAAGUUGUCAUUGACAAUUGUUGUAUGAUGCUUGUGAAAAAUCCAACACUUUUUGAUGUUUUGGUGAUGCCUAACCUUUACGGUGACAUUAUCAGCGACCUUUGUGCUGGUCUGAUUGGUGGUUUGGGCUUAACUCCAAGUUGCAAUAUUGGUGAGGGAGGGAUUGCUCUUGCCGAGGCUGUGCAUGGUUCAGCACCUGAUAUUGCUGGAAAGAACUUGGCAAAUCCAACUGCUUUGCUUUUGAGUGCUGUAACCAUGCUACGGCAUUUGGAGCUUCAUGAUAAAGCUGAUCGUAUCCAAGGUGCUGUCCUAAACACAAUUGCGGAGGGGAAGUACCGAACAGGUGAUCUUGGUGGUACUUCAUCAACUACUGACUUCACAAAUGCCAUCUGUGACCAUCUUUAAACAUGCUCGUCCAUAUGUACAUUCAACUUUUGCAAUGGUUUGACAUAAUUUAUGUUUGUUUCAAAUAUGCAAUUGAAAUAAUUUAUAUUUGCUUCUGGUGAUCCAAACAACACUACCUUGGGUUUCUCAGAGAUCUGCUUAUUAGGACUGGAAUUCAUUUUCAAAGGAUAUAUUUCAAAGAAUAGCAUCCACCACCUGUAAUUGGUGACUCAUUAAUUUGCAGGGAAUAAGAGUUUAAUCCUGUAAUGCUUCUUGCUGUUCAA
This is a messenger RNA of Nicotiana attenuata, 1459 nucleotides long. RefSeq names its product 3-isopropylmalate dehydrogenase, chloroplastic. Gene Ontology annotation, biological process: tricarboxylic acid cycle; isocitrate metabolic process. The transcript is spliced from 6 exons. Gene Ontology annotation, cellular component: mitochondrion. Bases 102 to 1196 code for a protein of 364 amino acids. Gene Ontology annotation, molecular function: isocitrate dehydrogenase (NAD+) activity; magnesium ion binding; NAD binding. Lineage: Eukaryota; Viridiplantae; Streptophyta; Magnoliopsida; Solanales; Solanaceae. The record is from RefSeq and is a predicted model, not a curated record.